Coprinopsis cinerea okayama7#130 is the source of this 2592-nucleotide messenger RNA. RefSeq lists its product as hypothetical. Bases 1 to 2592 code for a protein of 863 amino acids. The transcript is spliced from 3 exons. The record is from RefSeq and is a predicted model, not a curated record. Lineage: Eukaryota; Fungi; Basidiomycota; Agaricomycetes; Agaricales; Psathyrellaceae.
AUGGAUAAUCUACCUCCAGGAUCCCUACCCCAACAUGUCCUCGAAGAAAUCGAAUCCCAGCUGCUCAAAUCUGAUUUGUACGAUUCCACGAUCCAGGACACGGGCGUCCCUCCCGCUAUAUCCAAUAUGGAGACCACCACCCGAAUCUCAGGACCUCCCGUAUUGGUGGAGAUAAAGGAUCUCACCGAUGUAGGAAUCAGUGCAUUCCAACUAGAACAAGUUCGAAAAGCGAGAGAAGAGCGGAUACAAACGCUUAUGAGACGGAAUGGAGGGCAGCCGGUCCAGGUGGAAGAAGAUAUGGAAGGCGACGGCGGAGACUUGGAGAUUGAAGGCGACGAAGGGCCAAUGCCCAAAUAUCCUAGAGGAACGUUGAUGUUUCAUCUGAGUGAUGGUUUUACGACAUUCAAGGCGAUGGAAUACAAGCCAUUGCCGCAGCUGUCUUUGCUUACCACUCCUUUGGGGUUCAAGAUGCAACUGAAGGACGUCAAGGUAGUCAAGGGCGUAGCGCACCUUGAACCAAUAAACACAUUUCUGAAAGGUGGAAAUAGCGUUGAGAAUGCUCGCAAAGAUUUCCAGUUCAAACAAGGCUUGCGACGACGACUGGGUCUGGAUCCUGAAGAGGAACCUCAACCGGCAGAAGAUCAGGCUCCAGGAGAUAUCCCAGCUCCGAUCCCCUCCCCGCAGGCUGUACGGCGCACAUCGCUUCAAGAAAUAGUCCCUCCUUCCCCUCCACCCGCGGUCCAAUGGUCCAACGAAGAUGCUAACCUCGAGGACAAGCGUCGACGCGUUCCGAACACUUCAAGCACGAUCUUAUCCUCCGCCAGCGUCUCUCGUACCACCGCUACUGCUACAGUAACCUCCCAGUACUUCAACAACAACGGUGCUCCAUCCAGCAGCUCUCGGGCUAUUGGCAUGGCAUUAUCACCCACACUAAGGCAAACCGCACCGACCUUGCCUAAACCUGUCACACCAGGAUCGUCACCUGGUGGAGGGUUUGAAGAUGACUUUGACUGGGAAGCAUUGGACCAAAUCGAGCAGGAAGCCCUUGCAAGCAACCCUCCUGUACGUCCCAGCGCUCCAUCCAACAUUUCCAAAGUACCCACUUCUCAGGUCCACCAAGAAACUAUCGAAAUUGACGACGAUUAUCCGAUGAGUCAAGACGAGAACGAAGAACCUACACUCUUAACGCGUCAACCGAAGCCCUCCGCUGUUACCAGUGUCUUGGAAAGACCACCUGUUUUCGGCGAGCCACUGGAACUCGUUCCAGACAUUCAGGAUACUUUUGUAUCCGACUUGCCGACGGACAAAGGGAAUCUCAAUGAUACUCGAAUGGAAGCGGACAUUUUCGACGACGAAUUCGACGAUUUCCCUAUACUCGACAGUGAAGAUUUACGCGAGUUGGAGGAGGUCGAAAGGAGGACUGCAGCUUUUAUCGACCAACACAACUCCGCGACUGCCGCUACAAGAACGACCAAAACGAUUAUCGCCGCAGAUUUAGCAGCAAGCGCUAAGAAGAAUAAACGUGACGGGUCCAAGUCCAAGUCAGCGAGUUCAUGUAGCCCUUCCAAGCACCCAGAGGCUUCACCUUCGAAAUCCAAAUCGAAAACCCUACCGACCUCCGCUUCGUCUCACACUCUCGCAAAUUCCUCAUCCCCAAUCAGAGCCUCACGGCGAGAAACCGCCACAUCUUCACCUACUAAACCACGGUCCCGUCCUCCUCCUUCAUCUCAGCGCAGAGUCCCUCCACCGUCUUGGAGGCAAAGCCAGCCCCAGUCGUCUGAGGUGAUCGCCAUCUCCGACUCUGACGAGGAUGAUAAAUCGACAGCGUCGAUUCAAGUCUUGGAUGUAGCACCUGAGAUGCCUUUCCCUCUUUCACAAUUCGAGAGACAAUCUCAGAGCCAACCCAAGGGUCGGGGACAUGCCAGAGUAGGUAGCAAGGCCGGCAAUAGCAGCAAUGCUAAUACCCGAACUGGUCCAUCACGAGUGCCUUCCACCACCAGGCCAACCACUAGCCCUGCAAAGACGAGCUCCUCUCGUCCUGCCUCCCGGCCUCGCCCUAAAUCACCGGAGAUAGUGGACCUCCUGGACACGACAUCGCAUGAUUCGUCUGGAGACGAAGACGUUCGGCCACAUAUGCCGGUGGACUUGCAUCCAACUAUUCCACGCACCAGAAAUGUAACUGCGAGGAAUGUCCGGCAGACACAAACCCUGAGUCGGGCGGUAGAAGAGGUCGAAAUCGAAGGCGAAGAUGGAGGAGAGGAUACUAAAGAAAAUAAAUCCGUUCCUCGACGACGCGUUCGACCGCGGCGAAUGUCUUUUUCGCGUUCACCGACUCCUUCGAAUGACGAGGAUAGCGACGACAUUGACUUUGACGCGAUGGUUGUGUCGGGAUUGAGAACUAGGACGAAGGGAAGGACAGCUGAACAUACGAUGAGCGGUAGGAAACUGACCAAGUCCCAGAAGCGACGAGAAGGCGAACGGAAUAACGAUGAUGAAAGAGGUGUGAAUGAAAGACCUUCACGUUCGAAACCGCAGAGCCAGCGGACGAGAAUGGCUGUUGAACCUGCUGAGGUGUACGAGAUAUCGGAUUGA